AUGUUUGACCUUGACAGAGGGCCACACACGCCUCAUGGUGUCAUGCUGCUGCCUCUAUUGUUGGGACUCACAGGAGCAGCUACAAAGGAGCUGAAGGUGAUUCAGCCCGAGAAAACAGUUUCUGUUGCUGCUGGAGAGUCAGUCAUUCUUAACUGCUCUGUGACCUCCCUGAUGCCUGUGGGGCCCGUGAAGUGGUUCAGGGGUACAGGGCAGAGUCGGCACCUCAUAUAUAGUUUCACAGGAGAGAAGUUCCCCAGAGUCACGAAUGUUACAGAUACUACAAAGAGAAACAUCUUGGACUUUUCCAUCCGCAUCAGUAAUGUCACACCUGCUGACACUGGCACCUACUACUGUGUGAAGCUCCUCAGAGCAGAAGCUGACAAGGAGCAUCAGUCUGGGGGAGGCACUGUGUUGUAUGUGCUUGCUAAACCAUCUCCUCCUGUGGUUUCUGGCCCUACAGCCAGAGUGACUCCUGAACAGACAGGGAGUUUCACAUGCAAGUCCCAUGGCUUCUCCCCUCAGCACAUCACACUGAAGUGGUUCAAAGAUGGACAUGAGCUCACUCACUUCCAAACUACUGUGGACCCCAAAGGAGAAAGCACCACCUACAAUAUCUCCAGCACAGCCCAGGUGGUGCUAGAUGCUGGGGAUGUAUACUCUCAGAUUAUCUGUGAGGUGAAUCAUGUCACCUUGCAAGGAGGUCCUCUCCGUGGGACUGCCAACUUAUCUGACACCAUCCAAGUUCCACCCACCGUGGAAAUCAUCCAGCAACCAACAAUGAUGUGGAGACUGGUAGGUGUCACCUGCCAGGUGAAUAAGUUCUACCCUUCGAGACUUCGGUUGACUUGGUUAGAGAAUGGAAAUAUAUCCCAGAUAGAAGACCCUUCUACACUCACAGUAAACAAGGAUGGAACCUACAGCUGGACCAGCUGGCACUUGGUGAAUAUAUCUGCUCAUGAGGAGGACAUCAAGCUUAUGUGCCAAGUUGAACAUGAGAGACAGCCACUAGUCUUAAAAUCCCAUACUCUGGUGAUCAGUGCAUUGCAGAGGGAACAAGGUAUUGGCAGCAUAUCUGGUGUUGCUGCACCUCAGCUUCUGACCUGUUUACCAAUAGUUCCUCUCUUUUUGAAUGUCAAAUGUAGCACUUUGCUUAUUGUGUGUUAA
This is a messenger RNA of Cricetulus griseus (Chinese hamster), 1164 nucleotides long. The record is from RefSeq and is a predicted model, not a curated record. Lineage: Eukaryota; Metazoa; Chordata; Mammalia; Rodentia; Cricetidae.